AUGGAGAAGUUUGGCAUGAACUUUGGAGGUGGCCCGAGUAAAAAAGAUCUUCUCGAGACUAUUGAGUCGCAGAAGAAGCAGCUUCUUCAGUACCAGGUUCGGCUGAAGGAUGUCGUCAGAGCCUACAAGAGCCUACUCAAAGAGAAGGAAGCCUUGGAGGCCAGCUUGAAAGUAUUGUCCGUGUCUCAUGAGGCAGAUAUUGGCUUGAGCGGUGCUCAGCCUGCGUCUGUGGCUAGCUCCAGCUCCUCCUUUGCUGAUUCUGCUGAUGACAGGAGCUCUGUUCACAGCGAAGAUAGCAUGGGGACAGCUACCAGUGCAGACACUGCUGCCAGUCUGGCCAGUACCAAGGGUGAACCAGGGCCUGAGGAUGAUAAGCCUGCGGUCGCCACUUCCUCUCUUAAAUCAGAAGAGACGAGUGGUUCAGAGAGUGGCAUCAGCACGAGCAGCGGGGAUGUGUCAUCUGCUGCUAUUGAGGCUGAUAAAAGAGUGCUCCAGCUGAAGACCCAGUUGGCCACCUUGACCAGCGCUCUGUCAACAGUCACGCAGGAGAAGUCCCGCAUGGAAGCCUCCUACCAAGCAGACAAGAGGAAGAUGAAGCAGGACCUGGAUGACGCCAUUAAGAAAGCAGAGGAUGAGACCAAGAAGUUGGAGACAGAACUGAAGUCUGCCCAGGAUCAGCUAGCUGAGACCAAAGCCCGUCUGAUCACGCAGCAGCAUGACCGAGCCCAAGAACAGGGUGACCACGCUGUUAUGCUGCGAGAGCUACAGAAGCUGCUGCAGGGUGAGAGGACUUUGCGCCAGGAUGCAGAGCUGAAGCUGGAGGAGACCAGGGAGGUGCUGGCCGGGAGGGCGUGCAUGGCUGACCGUGCGGAGGGGUAUGAGCUGCAGAUCAAGCAGCUGAGCCAGGAGGUGGAAGACCUGAAGAGGGAGCUGAAAGCUGUUCAGGAGGAGAACAACAAGCCAGACCCUCGGAUACAGGAUCUGCAGGAGGAAAUGGCCAGCCUUAAGAACCACUUCCAAAUGCAGCUGCUGCAAGAGAUGAGGAAGGCUGCACAGGCAGAGGAGCAGCUCCGCCAGCACGCCCAGAUGGAGGAGCGGCGAGUGGCCGACUUGGAGGGCCAAGUCUCCGAAGUGUCAGAACUACUUGGCACUUACGAAAAAGCCAAGCAGAAAGACCAAGCGGUCAUUCAGAAGCUAAAGGACCGCAUCGUACAGUUGGACCUGGAGAACAAAACCCUGGCCAUCGCCGCCUCCAGCCGAUCCCCUGUUGACAUUCACGUAGAAGAAGCCAAUCUGGAUGUUAAUGUUCUAAAGGAUAAAAUGGAGAAGCUGAAGAAGCUCUUGCAGGCAGCCGCUAAGAAGAGUCAGCCCGCUCUGGACAUCGAGAAGCUGUGUGAGCUGGAGCUGCCGAAGGGCACUGAGGCUGCAGAUGGUGAGAAGGCCACUGCUUUGUACUACCAGCAGGAGCUGAAGCAGCUGAAGGAAGAGUUUGAAAGGUACAAGAUGAGGGCGCAAGUGGUUCUCAAGAACAAGUCGGCCAAAGAUGGCAAUCUGGCUAAAGAGCUGGAGGAAGCUCAAGAGCAGCUGGCUGACCUGAAAGAGAAAUACGUUGUGCUUCAGCUGUCCUCUGAUGAAAUGGAGAAGCAGCACCAGCAAGACAUGGAAGCCAAGAAGCAAGAGCUGUCCCAGCUGCAGCAAAUUCAUAGGCAGGAAUUAGAGCGAUGCCAGCUGGACUACAGGGAACGGGCGCUGAAGCUGGAGGAGGAGAUGCACAAACAGCGGGACCGAGCACUGGCGGUGCUGGCAGAAAAGGACCAAGAGCUGGAGCAGCUGAGGUCCGUCACGUUGCCUUACGGGCUUCAAGGAUCCAAAAACUACUUGGCGUCAGGGACUGAUGUUACUAGCAGUGACUCACCAGGUGACGAUGCCUCAGAGAUUCUCCCCCAGGCUUUUCAUCUCUCCACCACCAGCGAGCCCACCUUCUUCUUGUACGCAGAGCAGCUGGCUCGCAAAGAAGUGGAAAUUGUAGCGCUGAGGAAGCAGAAGCACAAGCUGGAAAUGCAAGUUCACCAGCUCCAGGAGAAAAUCCUGGCUGAGGAGGAGAAGCACCGGGAAGAGGUAUCCACACUUCAAAGCGAAAUCGAGAAGAACUUCAGAGAUAAGAGCAGAGAGGGAGCUAACCUGGAAUACCUCAAGAACAUUGUCUAUAGAUUCCUGACGCUGCCGGAUUCUCUCGGUCGCCAGCAGACGCUGACUGCCAUAUUGACUAUUCUGCAUUUCAGCCCAGAAGAAAAGCAAGCUAUCACAAAACAGUCGGCUUACAGCAGCUGGUGGCUCUCUGGGAAGAGAUGA
Messenger RNA from Phaethon lepturus (White-tailed tropicbird), 2352 nucleotides. RefSeq names its product GRIP and coiled-coil domain containing 1 (gene GCC1). The record is from RefSeq and is a predicted model, not a curated record. The transcript has 2 exons. The coding region runs from base 1 to 2352 and encodes 783 amino acids. Gene Ontology annotation, cellular component: Golgi apparatus. NCBI's taxonomy places the organism in Eukaryota, Metazoa, Chordata, Aves, Phaethontiformes, Phaethontidae.